Messenger RNA from Prunus armeniaca (apricot), 1692 nucleotides. The record is from the annotation of a GenBank genome assembly. NCBI's taxonomy places the organism in Eukaryota, Viridiplantae, Streptophyta, Magnoliopsida, Rosales, Rosaceae.
AUGGCGGGUGCGCAUUGCGCCACCUUCCCUUUCCUCACGCCUCCAAUCUGCUCCGCCGCUAAACCAACCAAACCCAUCCUAUCUGCCUCUAUUGCCCUACCAUCAAAGCCCACACAACGGAAAAACUAUCUGCGCCCGAAAAUCCUCAAAACCCUAGCUGAACCCGACCCGCCACCCAGAACCCCUCUCCUUCCCGAACAACCCCAAACAAGCCCCGUAAUUCCCAUUGAGUCCCCUGUAACCCAAUAUGAAAACGACUCUAAUCUCGAGCGUAGCUCCGACCAAGGCGACGUCGUUGCCGGAGAAGGCAAUAAGGUCGAGGAAUUCAGCGUAUCUGAGACGACCCCAGAGUAUAAUGGCAUUGUUGGUAAAUUAUCUGUGAAGUCUGUCCUUAAAUUUGGGGCGUAUUUGGUUGGGGCUUAUUUGUUUCAGGCGUUUUUUACUGUUUGGCUACUGGGAAAUGACAAUCCUGAUGAGGAAAAUAGGAAAUCCAAGAGUUCAGGUUUAAGUUUAUCCAAAGGGAAAGUUUUGAAUACAAAUGUUGGGUCUGGAUUGAGCAAUGUGGUUUAUUUGGAUGAGCUCCAGUUGGAUGAGAAAAUAGAAGAAAUUAGAGCAAUGGCAAGAGAAGCGCGAAAGCAAGAGAAAAAGGAAGGGAAGGGAAGUGUUGGCGACGAAGAUGAUGUUAUUGAUGAAAGUUCGAUGCCAAGGAAUAGAAUCGGUAUUGAAAAAGAAGUCGGGGAGCGGUUGCUUAAGUUGCAAAAGAGGUUGAAUUCUAAAAGGGAGAAGUUGCAGGGUCCAUAUGUGAAAGACUUUGGGAAGCAUGAGAAUAGUGAAGAUGAGAAUUUGAAAGAGGGGGAAGGGGGAUUGAUGUUUAAGAAAAAGCUUAAAUUUAAGGCUGAGGCGAAAAGAAGUCCCAAGGGAUUUGGAGGUUUGGAAGAGCAUGAUGAAAACCGGCGAGAGACGGAUUUUGAACAAAGUGUUUCUGAGACUUUGGAGGAAGAACCCAAAUUGUUGCAAGAUGAUGGGAACCAUUUGGACAAAGGAACUGGAAAAAUGGAUAGUGGAAAGGACAUAGGAGUUGGAACUAUUGAACCAAAGAAUGGUACCGUCCAGAGGACAAGACGAGGGAGGUCAUCUGAAGGAGUAAAGUCAAAAAAAUCAAGAGAUUUGGGGAAGAAAAAGUCUCGCUUGAAGAAAGAAGUCCAAGAAACUACCAUAAAAUCUGGUGAUCAUGUAAAUGGCAGUUCAAGACACAAAGAAGCUGGAAAGGAACCACUGCCUAACAAAGUCAGUGGCAAUAGAUCGAAGAAUGAGAUUGAUCCGUGGUGGUUGGAUCUUCCUUAUGUUUUGGUUAUUCUGAUGCGGAGAGGUUCCGGUAGUGAGGGGCGAGGAGGACUUUAUACCUUAAAGUUCAGUUCUCAGCCCCAAAACCAGAGAGAUUCUUCAUAUACUGUUGCUUUCGAGGACCGCGCUGAUGCCAAUAACUUCUGUUUCCUAUUGGAAUCUCUUUUUGAAGAUCUGGGUGAUUUCAGUGCUGAUAUUGCUCCUUUGCCAAACAAAGAACUUCGUGAAGCAAUAAAAUCAGAUAACAUGAAGGUAAUAUUUGUGAAAAAGGGGCAGCUUCCGCUGUAUGCCGGGCAACCGUUUGAAGAAGUUGAGAAGGCUUUGCGCUCUUUGGUUGAACAUGAUUGA